ACCCAUCACGCAUCUCCCUUACUAGACAAAGAAAGAGACAUUCCAAUGGCAUACAACCCGAACUAUCAGCAGCAACCCUACGGCCAGCAAGGCUAUCAACAGCAGCAGCAGCAGCAGCAGCAGCACGGUCAACAGGCCCAAGCAGGAUAUGGUGGCUACCAGGCCCAGCCUCCAGCCCCAGCACAGACACCUGAGGUCAGCCUUCGGUACUGGUUCGACGCUGUGGACUCGGACCGCUCAGGUCAAUUGAGCACUGAGGAGCUGCAGCGUGCGCUUAUCAAUGGCGAUUGGAGCCCUUUCAAUAUCGAGACCGUUCGUCUUAUGAUGAACAUGUUUGAUACUGAUAACUCGGGUCUGAUCACCUUCCCCGAGUUUGCAGGGCUAUGGAAGUACAUCGAGGACUGGCGCACUUGCUUCCAGGCGUAUGACCAAGACAAGAGUGGCUACAUUGACUUUAACGAACUCAAGACCGCUAUGCGCUCAUUUGGCUACAACCUCUCAGACCGUUUUCUGCAACUGAUCAUCAAGAAGUACGACAAGCGGGGUAAAAACCCUGAAGGUCGUGGCGAUGUCUCUUUCGACAAUUUUGUUCAGAUUGCUGUUACUGUCAAGAGUCUUACGGAUGCCUUCAAGAGGAUUGACCGCGAAGGCAAGGGCUAUGCAACCAUUGCUUAUGAGCAGUUCUUGGAGCUUGUCGUUAGCAACCGCUAAGCAUUUUUAAUCUCUGCACUCGAUGGUAUUCUAUUUGCACUUAGCACGCUAUCCAUUAGGAACACGUCAAUAUGGAUGAAUAAACC
This is a messenger RNA of Gamsiella multidivaricata, 797 nucleotides long. RefSeq lists its product as uncharacterized. The coding region runs from base 46 to 711 and encodes 221 amino acids. The record is from RefSeq and is a predicted model, not a curated record. The transcript is spliced from 6 exons. Lineage: Eukaryota; Fungi; Mortierellomycota; Mortierellomycetes; Mortierellales; Mortierellaceae. Gene Ontology annotation, molecular function: calcium ion binding.